GCGGCGGCGGCGGGCAGCGCGUGCGCGGGUGACGGGCGCGCGCGGCGAAGUUGUCUGCGGGACGCGGUCGGCGCUCGCUCGCUUGCUGCGGGGCUGAGGGGGCCGCGGCCGCCCGAACCGCCCCCUCCCUCUCCCUGAGCUCUCUCUCUGCAGGACGGGCACCGGCGCUUCUCCACCGCCUCGCCGGCCGCAGAACUGUGAGGCCAAGUCUGGUAUGAUACCAUGGAAGGGCAGCACAACCAUCCACAUCAUCUAGGGGACCAGAACAACCCUCUUUGCAAGCUGCCAGGGCAGGAAUACCAGCAUGAUCCUCAGAGACAUUUAACAUCAUAUCCAUAUCGCUGCACGCUGGCCGAUUUUCAGAUAGAGAAAAAGAUUGGACGAGGGCAGUUCAGCGAAGUUUACAAAGCUACUUGUCUUCUGGACAGAAAACCUGUGGCAUUAAAGAAGGUUCAGAUUUUUGAAAUGAUGGAUGCCAAGGCUAGGCAAGAUUGCAUUAAAGAAAUUGACCUCUUGAAGCAACUGAACCACCCCAAUAUAAUUAAGUACUUGGACUCUUUUAUUGAAGACAAUGAGCUUAACAUUGUCCUGGAACUGGCUGAUGCUGGUGACCUCUCUCAGAUGAUUAAGUAUUUUAAAAAGCAGAAACGGUUAAUCCCGGAAAGGACGGUGUGGAAAUAUUUUGUGCAGUUAUGCAGUGCAGUGGAACACAUGCACUCCCGCAGGGUGAUGCACAGAGACAUAAAACCAGCCAACGUGUUUAUAACAGCCACAGGGGUGGUGAAGCUGGGAGAUCUUGGAUUAGGCCGGUUUUUUAGUUCUAAAACCACUGCAGCACAUUCCUUAGUGGGAACUCCAUACUAUAUGUCCCCAGAAAGAAUACAUGAAAACGGCUAUAACUUUAAAUCUGAUAUCUGGUCUUUGGGCUGUUUAUUGUAUGAGAUGGCAGCUCUUCAGAGUCCUUUCUAUGGAGAUAAAAUGAACCUGUUUUCCCUCUGCCAAAAAAUAGAGCAAUGUGACUACCCACCUCUUCCAGCAGAACAUUAUUCUGAAAAGCUGCGGGAGCUGGUCAGCAUGUGCAUAUACCCCGACCCCGAUCAAAGACCUGACAUUGGUUACGUGCACCAAAUAGCAAAACAAAUGCACGUCUGGACCUCCAGCACAUGAGGCCUCCGCGCUCCAAGCCAGCACAGCUCAGUCUUACUUGAAUUUUUUUUCUCAGAUGAAACCGACUGGUGCCUAGUCACAAGAGCGAGAGGGUUGAGCACUCGUAGCAAGAUGCUCUAUUAUUUCUGCAGGUUAUUUGACAAGGACUCUUACAAGGUGGUCAUGCUUUAACGUGAAGAUUCUGUGAGGUAUUGCAAGUGAUUCUUUUAUUAUUAUUAUUAUUUUUUUAAAGCCAAUAACAUGUUACAGAUGUAGAUCAUUUAAGGGUCCUUUCUUAAAACUGUCGUGUGUAAUCUAGGAUAGAUGAUAUUAACAGGGGUGCCAGAGCUCUGACACACCCCUUCUAUCUUAACUGUAAUGUGAAAUAUUGAAAUAAUUCCUUCAGUGAAAUCACUUUAUACUAAUGUAAGAAUUACAGUAGGUUUUGUGUCAUUUGUAUAACUGCUACUUUGCCUCUUCUGCAAAUGGUUAAUAGCAAAUCCAGUUUCUACUUCGUAUAUUUUAAAGCAGUCAUUUCUGUGUUUGUGUUAAUUCCCUCCUCUUCGGAUUAGGAACU
Dryobates pubescens (Downy woodpecker) is the source of this 1723-nucleotide messenger RNA. RefSeq names its product NIMA related kinase 6 (gene NEK6). Gene Ontology annotation, molecular function: ATP binding; protein kinase activity. Gene Ontology annotation, biological process: protein phosphorylation. Lineage: Eukaryota; Metazoa; Chordata; Aves; Piciformes; Picidae. Bases 223 to 1167 code for a protein of 314 amino acids. The record is from RefSeq and is a predicted model, not a curated record. The transcript is spliced from 10 exons.